Molecule: messenger RNA, 3831 nt
Organism: Uloborus diversus
Lineage: Eukaryota; Metazoa; Arthropoda; Arachnida; Araneae; Uloboridae
Gene: CaMKI
Product: calcium/calmodulin-dependent protein kinase type 1-like
Exons: 10
Coding region: 329-1429 (366 amino acids)
Biological process (GO): protein phosphorylation
Molecular function (GO): ATP binding; calcium/calmodulin-dependent protein kinase activity; calmodulin binding
Source: RefSeq, a predicted model, not a curated record
GCAGUAGGGCAGCAGAUGAUGUUGAGAUUGUAGAUGGUGGAAGGUAAUCAGAUAAAGUGCACAGGCUAGCAGGCGUAAAUGAGAACACAUACCAAUGAGAUAAAAUCGAAUUUCUUCACUAUCAAUUUCUCACCUACUGAUCCGCCCCGAACCAAUAAUUUCAUGACGUCACCAAUAGCCAUGUCCUGUUUAGUUACAUGGUAAAGACCGUGCAUAGCAAUGGCCAUAGCUGUGAUAUUAAGUUGAGAGUAUUUGUUUUAUUAAAUAAUAAAGAAGGAUUGCACAAACAUUCAAGUCAAUGUUGUAGAUUUGGAAUUAUUAAGUGAUAAUGCCUCUGUUUGGAAAAAAAGAUGCUCAGCGGAAGAAAGAAACAUUUAGUGUUGAGGAUAAGUACGAAUUUAAAGAUCUACUUGGCACGGGAGCAUUUUCACAAGUAGUGUUAGCAGAAAGCAAAGAUGAAAGCUCAAAAAUGGUUGCCAUAAAAUGUAUUGAUAAGAAAGCAUUAAAGGGUAAAGAAGAUUCUUUAGAGAAUGAAAUAAAAGUUCUUAGGAGGCUCAAACAUCCAAACAUCGUACAACUUGUUGAAACAUUUGAAGAUAAAAAUAAAGUAUAUCUUGUAAUGGAGCUUGUAACUGGAGGUGAACUAUUUGACAGAAUUGUAGAAAAAGGGAGCUAUACUGAAAAAGAUGCUAGUCAUCUAAUACGUCAAAUUUUAGAAGCUGUAGAUUACAUGCAUUCUCAAGGGGUUGUCCACAGAGAUUUAAAGCCAGAGAACCUGUUAUAUUAUAGUCCUGAUGAAGACUCCAAGAUCAUGAUUAGUGAUUUCGGGCUCUCCAAAAUGGAAGAUUCAGGAAUUAUGGCCACAGCUUGUGGAACUCCAGGAUAUGUAGCCCCAGAGGUUCUUGCACAAAAGCCAUAUGGAAAAGCUGUUGAUGUGUGGUCAAUUGGAGUUAUUGCAUACAUAUUAUUAUGUGGAUACCCUCCAUUUUAUGAUGAAAAUGAUGCCAAUUUGUUUGCACAAAUAUUAAAAGGAGAAUUUGAAUUUGAUUCUCCAUAUUGGGAUGAAAUAUCAGAUUCAGCUAAGGACUUCAUUCGACAUUUAAUAUGUGUUGAUAUGGAGAAAAGGUAUACCUGCAAGCAAGCUCUAGGGCAUCCUUGGAUUAGUGGAAACACUGCUAGUGACAAGAAUAUUCAAGCUAGUGUGAGUGAACAACUGAAAAAGAAUUUUGCAAAGACAAAAUGGAGGCAAGCCUAUAAUGCUACAGCUGUUAUUCGUCAAAUGAGAAAAUUAGCCAUGUCAAGUACUGGUAGCUCAAUGGACAGCAGCACAAAUUUACUUGGGUCCUCAAGUCAAGGUUUGAACUCUACCGGUGGCCAAGCAACAAUUACUAACAAAACAUCAAGUAGUGCACCAACGCCCUCAAUGUGAAAUAUCAAACUUCUUGCAGUCAGGGAAACUUAAAACUUCUGGCCUAUAGGAAUUAAAGGAGGAAGGAUAUAUACAUUGCUGCAAUGUAUUUCUUGCAGACAUUUUUGCUUCAAAAUGCAUGCCCUUGAUGUAAUUUACAACGUAAUUUAAUCUAUCAGAAAAGCAGUGCUACAAAGAUAUGAAGUUAUAGGAAAACAUGAUUUUUCUCCCUCUAUGAAUGUACAUAAGAAAUAAUGCAAUACUUAGUGUUUAAUUUCCUGUUGUAUAUUUUGUUAUGUUUUGGUAAUUUACUUUUGUUUAUGGGCUGAAUGAUUAUUCUAAGGCUAUAUUAGAAUGAAUGAUAAUUUUUAUAUAAAUUUGAAUAGUACAUACUACAUUACAUAAAAAUACAUACUACAUUUUUACAUGAAUUUGUAAAACUACUUUUUAGCAGAAAUUUACUUAUUAUGUAAUGUUAUUAUUGAAAAAACGAUGGAUGGAAGGAAGAAAGAAAAAAAAAUGCAUAUAUUAAAUUAUAUUUUGGUUAUAUUGCUCUUUAAUUGCUUAUUCCCACCAUUUUGCUAAUUCUUGUUCUGACCAAGUUUUGAUGACGUACCACGAAUUCUACUACAUUUUUCUUCGUUAUUAAAUUUAUUAAAAUAAAAUAUUGAUUAUUAAGACUUUUAAAUCAAAAAUGUAAAGCAUAUUCAAAUUUAUACAUAUACUUUAUAGCCUUGAGUGAUCCUUUUUUAUGAAGGAAAGGACACUCAUAAAAAAUCAAUUUGUGCAUGCAUAUUUUGCUCUGUCUAAAUUAAUGCCUUAGAUAUGUUUUGCAUUAAAUUUUAUUUUCUGUUUUAUCCAAAAUGAAGUUUUUCUGUGAUUUUAGUAUUUUAUACUUUUGAUAGUCCUCAACUACAAACUUUAUUUAAACUGCCAGUACUUUCCUUCAGCCCACGACUGAAAGUUCAUUAAAGUUUACUUAACAGUUGAAACAAAAUAGUUUUAAAUGAAUUGUGUAUUUCACGAUUCCCUAAAUAGUUUAAAUUUUUAUUAUGUACAUAUAAAUGCAUAUAUAAAUAAAUAUAUAUAUAUAUAUCUAUACAUAAGAAAUUGAAUGCCAUUUUACUAUUUAUAAAGUAUGCAACAGAAAAUGACUAUUUUAUUUCUGUGUUUAUUUUAACUGCUGCACAAAUGUUUUUUGAUGUAUAUUAAUAUCUGUGAUGUAUGUGUGUUCAAGUGCCAUUUACCACCCCGUCUUAUUUUUGUAAAAGAUGGAUUCCUUUGAUUUUGUUGAAUAUAUUUUUUUAAAUUUUAUUUUUUAAUUAUAGUGCUAUUUUUUUUUUCUUUUUUAAUUUUGCGAUAUUAUUUGGAAUCAUUCAUUUAGUAAUCUGAACGAAUUUGCACAAACUAGUUAAAAGUUUUAUGAAAUCUACCAGAAAAUUAAUUAUUUUGUUUAUAUUAAUCAUAAACAAAUCACAUGUAAAAACAUUAAACUUUUGAGACUUAAUAACGUUAAUUGGUAAUUCUUUGAAAAAACUUGAAGUGUUUUUUUGGAAUUCUAGUUUUGUGUAUUAAUGACAUUGAUUUAAAGGUAAAAAGAAAAAAAAAAUCUAGAUUUUCUCUUUAUUUUUGCGGCACACUUUUUGCUGCAUAAAUUACCUGGUUAAAUAUUUUGAAAAAUAAGCUAAAAGAUGGUAAAACUGAAGUCUUAAAAAUAAAAAUAAAAUAAAAAUUUUAUUUCACAAAUUGCAAAGCACAAUAGUUAUAUUUAACAGCCUUUUUCUGCCAUUUUGAAAAGUAUAGUUACCAAAAGACGAUUUAAUCCAUCAAUUUUCUCUUUUAUAGUUUUUAUUUCUUCAUAUGCUUCUUUAUCCAAUUGUUUGCUUUUCUGCUUGGUUGAAGAAACAUCAUUACAUUAUGAAAUAUUAAGGCUUAAAUGUGCUUUGACAAAUCACUAAAGCUUUGCAAAAAAAAAAAAAAAAUUUUUUGGCACAUCCAAAAUUUUGGCUCAAACCACUUUGUCAUGGUCCUAAAUGCAUUUAUUAUUUCUUAUCAAGAAAAUGAUAUUUAUCUCAAAACCACUUAGAAUAUUUUGUUUAAAGUAAAAUUUGUACUUAUUUUUUUAAAAAAUUGAGUACAAAUUUUAUGUUUAAUAAUUUUAUUUGUUGACUUUCAGGUAUACAGAAGAAAAAAAAAAACCCUCUGAGCUCUAUUUGGCUAGAAAUAAAUAUACACCUCAUUAUUAAAAGAAUUCUUUGUUAUCAUUAGAUAAAUAUUUACUAGUUGCAUUUAAUUUUAUGUAUUAAAUUUUAAAUUUAGCUUUUAUUGAAAUGAAAAUUUUAGAAAAUAUUCCCAAAAUUAUAUGCAUUUAUUGUGAUUUUGGUUUUAAAGAAGAAUAUAAAUUUUUGCGAUUUCUUUGAAUA